AUGGACCAAGCACAACCAGUUGAUCCCAACAACCGUCCCUCGAGUAAAAGGAGGGAUGUACCGGCUAACCGGGGCACUGCUUUUCGCUCUCCAACUAUCGGGACAGAUUUCUCUCUUAAGGGAAAUCAUUUGAAGAGUAUUGAAGAAGAAAAGUUUGAUGGAGUUACAAACUGUGAUCCAUAUGGCCAUCUUGAGAGAUUUGAAAAGAUAUGCAGGUUAUAUCAGUAUGGUGAAGGACGGGCCUCUCCAGUGAAGCUUGGGCUCUUUCCACUUACUCUUUGUGGAGAGGCAAAAGCUUGGCUCAAGGAACAACCAGAUGAUUGGUACUCCACAUGGGCUGAACUUCGUGAAGGUUUUAUUGAUGAGUUCUAUUCUAUACAAGAAAAUGCUCAGAAAAUGCUCAGAAAAUGUCCAGGGCAUAAUUUGAAUACUGAAGCAGUGGUUGAGAUCUUCUAUGAUGGUUUGCCCAGAAAAGCUAAAAGGGAACUUGCAGGUGCUUUUGGAGGUAGUUUGAACAAUGUUACUCCAAGUGAAGGUUACAAGAUCCUUGAUGAUAUGGCCAAGGAAUUCUCGACCCGUGAGGAGACUCAAAUUGCUGAAGUUAAUGCACUCUCAAGGCAAAUGAAUGAGAGGUUUGAUAGUCAAGAUGCCAGGUUUAAGAGUAGUGAGAGAGAUGUUAAGGUAAUAACGGAUGAAUGUGACUAUUGUGGAGAUAUGCACUACCCAGAAGAUUGUCCGGACAAGCCGGCUCAAGAAGUUAGUUCAUUUCAGAAUCAGCAGCAGGGAAACUACAGCCAGAACACCGGUUAUCAAAACCGGCAAUCAGGUACUUCUUAUCCUUCAUCUUCAUUUAAUAAUACUAACAACUCUGGGUUUGGUGGCAACAGGUUCAGCACGUUUAACAAUCAGCAAAACGCGAACGCUGAAUUGAGAGAAAUCAUGAAGGACUUGAUCAGUGUUCAGAAAGCAACCAACGAGAAAGUAGAAGAACAAUCCAAGAAGAUGACUUCUGCAUGGGAUUCUAUGACUACUUGUCUGGAUGGUUUGAAUCAUAAGCUGGAGCAAAGUACAAAGAGCACUCAAGCUACAUUUCAGGAUAUAGAAGCUAAGCUCGAAAGGCUAGGAAAUUCAAAUAGGCAGCCCAGUACACUGCCGAGCAAUACUCAGCAAAAUCCUAAGCCUCAGUAG
Erigeron canadensis is the source of this 1188-nucleotide messenger RNA. RefSeq lists its product as uncharacterized. The coding region runs from base 1 to 1188 and encodes 395 amino acids. Lineage: Eukaryota; Viridiplantae; Streptophyta; Magnoliopsida; Asterales; Asteraceae. The record is from RefSeq and is a predicted model, not a curated record. The transcript is spliced from 3 exons.